AUGAUAGCAAGGGGCAGCGGCAGCGGAAGAGAGAAGUCGGGUGCGGAAGUAGAAGCCAAGCAAGAAGAUGCUGCAGCUGCAGGCAACAACACUAAUAGCAGCAGCAAUGCCAAUGCAGCAGCCCAAACAGCAAGCGCGAGCAGCAGCAGCAGAUGGUCGGCGUUCAGGAACCCGAGGAUAGUGAGGGUGUGUCGGUCGUUGGGAGGGAAAGACAGGCACAGCAAAGUGUGCACCGUGAGAGGGCUGAGAGACCGCAGAAUCCGGCUCUCCGUCCCCACCGCCAUCCAGCUCUACGACCUCCAGGACCGGCUCGGGGUCGGGCAGCCCAGCAAAGUCAUCGACUGGCUCAUCGACAACACCAAGGACGACAUCGACAACCUUCCCCCGCUCCACUUCCCGCCUUCCUUCGCUCCUCACCACCCGCCGCUCUCCUACUACAACCACCAACAACUGCACCCCGCCCCCAGCUUGUUCGAUUUCACCACCACCACUCCAAACCAUAACUAUUACAACUCUUUGAGGCAGUGGGAAGAAAACUCCUCCACCUCCUCAAUGAUGUCCUUGGGGCAGACCAGUAUCGGGAAUGAUGAUAUUGACGGUGGCGAGGACGAGGAUGACGACGACCACAACAACAACGAGGAUGGACGCCAAGCUGCUGCUGCUGCCGGUGGUGGUGGUGGUGGGAUGUUCUUAAACCCGCGCUUCUACCAGUGGGAUGCUCAUCAACAACAGCCAAUGCUGGGAUUAGGGAACAGCAGCAGCACCGCCACCCAUAUGGCUUCGAGUAAUGCGCUGCUGCAUCCUUCCUAUUUGGCGCUCUGCAACGACACUAGUGCUACUGAUGCUCGUCAUCAGCCGACGAUGAUGUCGUUAAUGCCGCCGCCGCCGUCCUACACGCCCUUGGAGAUGAUGGAUAGCCGUACUACUACUACUACUACUACUCUUGGUGAUGAACAACAACAACAACAGCAGCAGCAGCAGCAGCAGUUGAUGAACCGCUUCAACCUUAUGAGCUCCGCCACGUCAGCAAGGACCUCGGCUCCUCAUCAUUUUCCCUUCACUACUCAUGCCCUCAAUCCCACUCCUGCCUUCUUUCAUCUCCCCAAUCACCAACCUCAUCGUCAUGACCAAGACCAACACAAUGGCGGCACUUCCUAG
Linum tenue is the source of this 1158-nucleotide messenger RNA. NCBI's taxonomy places the organism in Eukaryota, Viridiplantae, Streptophyta, Magnoliopsida, Malpighiales, Linaceae. The record is from the annotation of a GenBank genome assembly.